AUGCCAAAAGAAAAACGUCACAAGAAAAAACAUCACAAUAGUACAACAAAUGAGAAUGAAAAGAUAAAUGAACAAUCGAAAAGCCAAUUAUUCAGUGAAACAGAUGCAAAUUCUGUCGAAGUCUCUGGUUAUAUAAUGGAUCGUGGAGCACCUCAAAUCAAUCAAUUAAUGAAAGGACGUACAAUACCAACAGGUGUUGUUGAUAUUGACAAAUCUGUACAACUUCCAAAAUCAUCUUCGAAAUCUCGUCAUCGACAUAAUCAUUCAAAACCACAUACUGUUCUUCAAUCCAGUGAAAAUCAUCACAAAGAACAUGUUCAUUUACCACCAAUUAGUGAUCCUUCUCAUCACCAUCAUAAUCAUCGUUAUCCACCACCUGAUUAUGAUUAUUUUGGUUAUUUGUCUCAUUCUAAUCUAGUUGAUCCUGAACAUGAGUCGCAUCAUCAUCAUCAUUUUGGAGAUUUGUCUUAUCCUAAUCCAGGUGAUCAUGAACAUAAGUCAUCUCAUCAUCAUCAUCAUCAUCAACAUAAACAUCAUCAUCGACAUCAUCAUCAUAAGCAUGAAAAAGAAGUGGAAACAUAUGAUCCUCGUUGGUGGUAUCUGCCAAUCAAUUCGGUUCAUGCACCGAAACCAUGGCGACCUCCGGAAUAUCAUUAUGUAGCACCAAAAUGGUAUGAAUCACCUAGCAAAGACAGUAGAAUAUCGAUUAAUACUGAAGAAUCAAUAUUACCUCCUCGAAAAUAUACCGACUGUCGAUGUGAAGUAUGCAAACCAUCGAAAGAUACGUCGCGUGGUAUUAGAUGGGUUGUCAAUGAAUAA
Molecule: messenger RNA, 819 nt
Organism: Rotaria sordida
Lineage: Eukaryota; Metazoa; Rotifera; Eurotatoria; Philodinida; Philodinidae
Source: the annotation of a GenBank genome assembly